Gavialis gangeticus (Gharial) is the source of this 5160-nucleotide messenger RNA. RefSeq names its product tetratricopeptide repeat domain 21B (gene TTC21B). Gene Ontology annotation, molecular function: identical protein binding. Bases 41 to 3994 code for a protein of 1317 amino acids. NCBI's taxonomy places the organism in Eukaryota, Metazoa, Chordata, Crocodylia, Gavialidae. The transcript is spliced from 29 exons. Gene Ontology annotation, cellular component: intraciliary transport particle A. Gene Ontology annotation, biological process: protein localization to cilium; intraciliary retrograde transport. The record is from RefSeq and is a predicted model, not a curated record.
UGCUGCGGCUGCUCCGCCCCAGACGCGGAGUGUUGCUGCCAUGGACGUCUCGGCGCAGCAGCGGGCCGCGAUCAGCUACUACUGCCGCGAGGGGCUGUUCCGCCACGCGCAGGCCGCGGCCGACGACGGGCUCCGCAAGGCGGCUGGCGACCCCGUGCUGCUCUUCUACCGUGCCUACGGCCUCCUCAUGGCAGGUCAAAUUCAAGAGGCUAUUCGGGAGUUUGAACAUAUUAAAAACAAACAAGAGGUGUCACUUUGCACAAUGAUGGCACUCAUCUAUGCCCACAAGAAGAGCUCUAAUCCAGAUCGAGAUGCUAUUCUGGAACUGGAUGCCAAAAUGAAGGAAUAUCGUAAGACAGCAGGACAGCAGGCUUUGUACUUUGCAGGUUUGUUUUUGUGGCACCUCGGCCGCCAGGACAAAGCUCGUGAAUAUGUUGAUAGAAUGAUCAAAGUUUCUAAUGGAGAUAAAGAGGGAUUGAUUUUGAAAGCAUGGCUUGAUGUCACCUGUGGAAAAGAAGCCUAUAUUAAAAAAGCUGUGAAAUAUUUUGAUGAAGCAAUGCAGGAAGGGAUUGAUCUUUUUGCCCUGCUGGGUAAAGCACAAUAUUUUGAGAUCCGCCAAAAUUAUUCAGGAGCUUUGGAAACUGUGAACCAGAUAAUUGCAAAUUUCCCACACUUCCUUCCUGCUUUCAUAAAGAAAAUGAAGCUACAGCUUGCUUUACAAGAUUGGGAACAGGCAGUUGAAACAGCGCAAAGAUUGUUGCAGAAAGAUGCUCUUAAUUUGGAAGCCAUAAGAAUGGAAGCUCUUCAUUAUCUUUGUAGAGAAGGAAAUAUAACUGAGGCUACAGCCAGGCUGGGAGACCUAAUUCAUGCACUGGAAAAACUUGAACCGCAUAAUCCUCAACUAUUUUGUAAAAUGGCACUAGCUUUCAGCAGAACAUGUGGCCGGAACCAGCUCAUCCUUCAACAGACUCAAACCUUAGUUGAAAGAGCAUUUGGCUUGGCGUCACAUGAUGCAGAAAUUGCUACAGAACUUGGUUAUCAGAUGAUUUUACAAGAAAGAGUCAAAGAGGCUUUAAAAUGGUAUAAGACUGCUAUGACACUUGAUGAGACGAGUGUUUCUGCAUUGACUGGAAUUAUCCGUUGUCAGCUAAUAGAAGGACAGUUGGAAGAUGCAGAUCAGCAGUUGGAAUUUCUUAAUGAAAUUCAACAAAGCAUUGGGAAAUCUGGGGAACUGUCUUUUUUGCGUGCAGUUCUAGCUAUGAAGAAACAUAAAAGACAGGAAGAGGUUAUUCACUUUUUGAAUGAUGUUCUGGAUACUCACUUUUCAUCUUUGCAUGGCUUACCUCUUGGUGUAGAGUACUUUGAAAAACUGAACCCUGAUUUCUUGCUAGAAAUUAUUAGGGAAUAUCUAAAUUUUUGCCCGACACAGCCUGCAAGUCCAGGACAGCCUCCUUCACCACUUCUCAAACAUUGUGCCUCAGUUCUUGAAACUGUAGUAAAAACAGUGCCAGGUCUCUUACAAGCUGUCUUUUUGAUUGCAAAGGUGAAAUAUUUAUCAGGGGAUAUUGAAGCAGCUCACAGCAGCUUACAGCAUUGCCUUGAACAGAAUCCUUCUUAUGCUGAAGCUCAUCUACUUAUGGCCCAGGUUUUUUUGUCCCAAAACAAUUUUAAACUCUGUUCUCAGUCUCUGGAACUUUGUCUGAGCUACAAUUUUGAGGUGAGGGAACACCCUUUAUAUCAUUUAAUUAAAGCACAGACACAAAAGAAGAUGGGAGAAAUAUCAGAAGCUGUUAAGACCUUGCGAAUGGCAAGAAGUUUACCUGGAAUGAGAAGAUCUUCAGCUUCCUCAAAAUCAAAAGCAAAAAGAAUUGAAAUUGAUGCAAGUGACCGAGUGUCUGUUUUUCUUGAAUUGGUAGAUGUACAUUGUUUGAAUGGAGAGCAGCAUGAAGCUGCUAAAGUACUGCAAGAUGCUAUUAAUGAAUUCUCUGGCACACCUGAGGAACUGAGAGUUAUGAUUGCUAAUGCAGACCUGGCCCUUGCACAAGGAGAUGUAGAACAAGCCUUGACCACGCUCCGAAAUAUUACACCUGAGCAACCUUACUUUGUACAAGCCAAAGAAAAAAUGGCAGACAUUUACCUUCAGUACAGGAAAGACAAGAAGUUAUAUGCAAGCUGCUACAGAGAUCUGGUAGAACAGUUGCCAAGUUCUCAUACUUUUCUUCUUCUUGGUGAUGCGUACAUGAAUAUUCAAGAGCCUGAAGAAGCCAUAGAAGUGUAUGAACAGGCUUUAAAGAAAAACCCUAAAGAUGCAGCUUUGGCAAGUAAAAUUGGAAAAGCCCUAAUCAAAACCCAUAAUUAUUCAAUGGCAAUUGGUUAUUAUGAAGCUGCAUUGAAAAGUGGUCAGCAGAAUUUCCUGUGCUAUGAUCUGGCUGAGCUCUUGAUGAAAUUGAGGCAAUAUGAAAAGGCAGAAAAAGUACUUCAGCAAGCUUUAGAGCAUGAACCAGUAAAUGAAUUAUCUUCUCUAAUAGAAGAUUGCCGUUACCAUGUUCUCCUAGCAAAAAUCUACAGCAAAAUGGAGAAGACUAAUGAAGCUAUUGUUUCAUUACAACAGGCUCGGGAGAUACAAGCCAGAGUACUCAAACGAGUUCAGAUAGAGCAAGUGGAUGCAGUUCCUACACAGAAGCAGCUGGCAGCUGAAAUUUGUGCAGAGAUUGCAAAACUUUCUACAGCCCAACGAAACUAUGAGAAAGCAAUUAAAUUUUACAAAGAAGCUCUUGUUCAUUGUGAAACAGAUAACAAGGUCAUGUUGGAACUUGCACGUUUGUACCUAGCACAAGAUGAUACCGAUGCCUGCCAACAUCAGUGUGCAUUACUGCUUAAAAACGACCAAGAUAAUGAAGCAGCAACAAUGAUGAUGGCUGACCUCAUGUUCAGGAAGCAGAACUACGAAGAAGCUGUAUUUCAUUUUCAGCAGCUCUUGGAACGCAAGCCAGAUAAUUAUGCAACUCUGUCACGUUUGAUUGAUUUAUUAAGAAGAGCUGGGAAGUUAGAGGAAGUUCCAAGAUUUCUUGUAAUGGCUGAGAAACAUUCUUCCAGAGCAAAAAUAGAGCCAGGUUUUCACUAUUGCAAAGGAUUAUAUCUUUGGUAUACAGGUGAACCAAAUGAUGCACUUCGACAUUUUAAUAAAGCUCGGAAAGACAGUGAUUGGGGACAGAAUGCAGUUUAUAACAUGAUUGAAAUAUGUUUGAAUCCUGAUAAUGAAACAGUAGGUGGCGAAGUAUUUGAAAACCUGGAUGGUGACAUAGGUAAUUUGACAGAAAAGCAGGAGUCUGUACAGCUAGCUGUGAGAACAGCAGAAAAACUCCUGAAGGAACUCAAACCCCAUACCGUUCAGGGUCACAUUCAACUUCGCAUUAUGGAAAAUUAUUGUCUAAUGGCAACCAAACAGAAAUCGAAUGUUGAACAAGCAUUAAACACCUUUACUGAAGUAGUAGUUGCUGAGAAGGAUCAUAUCCCAGCUCUUUUAGGAAUGGCUACAGCCUACAUGAUAUUAAAACAAACUCCACGAGCCAGAAAUCAAUUGAAACGCAUUGCAAAAAUGAACUGGAAUCCCAUUGAUGCAGAAGAGUUUGAAAAGAGCUGGCUGCUGCUUGCUGAUAUUUACAUUCAAUCUGCAAAAUAUGAUAUGGCAGGUGAACUCUUAAAACGAUGUCUCCGUCACAACAGGUCCUGUUGCAAAGCCUAUGAGUAUAUGGGAUACAUAAUGGAAAAAGAACAAGCAUAUAAAGAUGCAGCAGUAAAUUAUGAGCUGGCAUGGAAAUAUGGAAACCAAACAAAUCCAACAGUAGGAUACAAGCUGGCAUUUAAUUACUUGAAAGGAAAGAGAUAUGUUGAUGCUAUUGAUGUCUGUCAUAAGGUCCUAGAGGCACACCCGAGCUACCCAAAGAUCAGAAAGGAAAUACUUGAUAAGGCCCGGGCAUCUUUAAGAACCUGAAACUUGUUUGAAUGGCUUACUAAUUUUUUUAAAUUUGUAAACGAUGAAUUUGAUGUUACAGUGCUAGAGGCCGUAUCAGUACCUGAAGAUGGGGACUACUUGAUACUUUAUCAACUCUCUUAUGCAGUUUUCCUUUGAGGAAAAAAGAGAGAAUUUCUUUAUAGCAGUGAGUUUGUUUUCUCUAGCAGAAAUUGAUCUACUUCAGAUAAACUGAAGCACAAAUACUAUGUUAAUUAUACUUUUUUACUAAAUGGGAAACUAGAUGACAACUGGUGGCCAUCUUCCAACAGGAACUAUCUUUAAAUUUUAUAAACAUGACCAGUGCUCUGCCAGUUCUCCGCCUCAACAGGAAGAUGUAUUGCUGUUCUAUGUUUAAAAAAAAAAAAAAGCAUCAUCAAAAAUACAAGUAGCCACAAUGAAGGCUAUAAUUAAGUUUAUGUAGAACUGGUUUUGACUGCUUCAGACAGAUGGAUUCAGACAAUGCAAUAUCCUUCUGGCUUCUACUAGUAGUUUUACAUACUGUGGAUAAAUUUCAAAUUGACAUUUUAAAAUUAUGACCAUAGCAUAUUCCAAACUAUGCAUUAUAAAAAAAUCUGUAUUUCUUUUUUAAAAAAACAAAUAAAGGAUUUUUAAAUAAAAUAACAUUUAGCCCCUUGCACUUCCUUUGCAUUUAGUAAUCUACAGUUAGAGAAAAGGCAGGGACAGGCACACCAUCAGACUGUUUGUUGUCCUUGAGCAGCUCCAUAUUUUAAAAAUAGGUUUUAAAAAAUUUCUGAUAAUUCCUGUAGGGUUUUUUUUUCUUUUCUUCACUGAAAGUAACUGUUUUUGUCACUAACAACAACAGUGUCUCUUAAAAUAAGGAAAAAACCUCCUAUAUUGAUUAGGACAAUCGAGACAAACUUCCUAUAUUGAUUGAUUAGAAUGGUGAGUUUUUUUCAUUCUAGCAAAUAAUUUUUCCAGCAGUUUUAUCAGUCAUAUGUAUAUAUGUACUUGUGUGUGAGAGAGAGAGAGAGAGAGAGAGAGAGAGAAACAAGUAUGUUCACAAGUAAUCAUAUCUUGUGUAAACCACUGGAAACGUUUUUCAGACAAAGAUUUUGUUAUAGCAAUCUUAAGAUCUUCUGUUGUGUACACAAUACUGGUUUCCCAUAAAACCAGUUGCUUUCUGA